Molecule: messenger RNA, 2408 nt
Organism: Pararge aegeria (speckled wood butterfly)
Lineage: Eukaryota; Metazoa; Arthropoda; Insecta; Lepidoptera; Nymphalidae
Gene: hd
Product: protein downstream neighbor of son homolog
Exons: 10
Coding region: 108-1805 (565 amino acids)
Biological process (GO): nuclear DNA replication
Cellular component (GO): nucleus
Source: RefSeq, a predicted model, not a curated record
UUGGUUUUGAUUUGCCGUUUGUUCCGCGUUGUUUUUAGUACAAUACUUUAAAAAUUACAAUGAAACCCUGAUCUAUAUACAGAAUAGAAAUAUUUUUACAUUUCGCGAUGGAUCCACCAUCACCAUGGAAAACUCCGAACGAAGUAAUGCAACUGCAUAAGCUGAAAAAGCGAAAGAAAGCUUUACAGGAACGAAUGCGCCAGCCCUCAAAUUCAAUAAUAGAAGAAAGCAGUCAGACACCCGUGGAUCUUGAUUUCUCAAGAAUUCUUAAUGGUGACAAAAGAAAGAAUCCAUUUUCAAAAAGCAAUGUGGAGCAAAAUAAAAGAGUUAAAUUAGCAGCAACAACAGAGUUGGAUCAAUCAAAUGACAAAACGCUGUUUGCAUUGCUCAAGCUACCUGCCAAAGUAGUAGAAAAACCUCCAUUGGAGGUUGACACGGAGAAAUUGGCAACAUUCUCAAACCUUUUACAGAAAUUCACAGCUGAACAUUCAGUAGAAACACAUAUUGUAGAGAAGAAAUAUAAACAUUUGACUAUAGACUGGGCUCUGAAAACUAAGAUAAGAUUAAUGUCUGCAAAACCAUUCCCGUGGACAACAAAAUUGAAGGCAAGCGAGGAAGCGUCGGGGAUUACUGGCUUCGUCCGUUGCCUGGACACUGCAUCAUCGUCGACAUUGGACACGUCUCCACGCGCGCGCUUCCACCAGACAUGUCUGUACUGGCAGCACCCGCACCUACCUUGGCUCAACAUGUUUCCGCGCUCCAUGGGCAAGGUGGCCGCUACUAGCUUCAUGGCUACGAAUGAGGAUGUUAAGCAAUCUCUGCUAACCGAGUGGACAGAAAGCUUUAGGUCGUUGUUCCAGUUGCUCCGCGCGCUUCACUGCCCGUACUUCUACGUGUGCGCGAACGCGUUCACGUGCGUGUUCCGCGCCGCUGGGCUGUGCGGCGCGCCAGAGCCCUGCGCGUACAUCGCGCCCACCACGCGCGGAUUUAGACACGCACUGCGACAAGAAGAUGUAGAGUUCACGAUGCCCCUACGAUCGGAUAACAAGAAAAAACUCAACACAUCGGACGAGGAGCGCGGUAAAAACUCCUCCUUUGACAGCUGCUACGACACUAUGGACGAAGGAAAGGCGGACAAGAACUGCUCCGGGGACGAAGAAGACCCGGACGAGUUUUUGUCGCAAAUGGGACUUGGGACGGACGAAAUCAAAAGAAUAAAUAAAGCUCAGGCCCGCCUAAGUCACACAGUGGAAACAAGCGUAGAUAGCGCGGCAGAGUCGCUCGUUUUAGUUCGUGGGGCGGAUGCUCAAGCCCUUUUCAACUUCCUCCUCAACUGCAAGUCACUAGUCAGCCCCAGUGGUCCCUUCGGAGGCGUCCCACCCACCCUUCUGGCGCCUACAGCUUUCCACGGAGGCACGCUGCAGUCGUUGAAGGUUCGCGAGAACGUCAUACAUUCCGAUAGCAAAAAGUAUUACUCGAUAGAGCUGCGUGGCCCGAUCCUACCGACUACAGUGCAUUCGUUGUUCAACGUACUGAAGACUACUUCCUGCGCACAAUUCAGCGCGACCUUUGCUCAUCACCAACCGACGCUGGCGUUCACUUGGGCAGCUCACAAAUUAGCUGAAGAUGAAACUUCAAAAGAAAAUGAACCAAAUAACUUCACGAAGGCAUUCAAUAAGGAAAAUUUAUCAGACUGCGGUAUCAGUGACGACAUGCUGCAACUAUUUUGCUCAUCCGACUCCAGUGUUUUGAAAUCUUUAGACAGUGUUAAAUAUAACUCGGAAGACAAUACCUACAGUUGGUGACAACUGACACCAAUCUACGGUUAUCUCGUGCUCUUACUCCAUCUGUGCUAACGAUAAUUUAGUAUGCGAAACAAUAAUUGGAGUGAAAACUUCUUCAGAUGGUUAAGCACUUCUUAUGUAAACCUAAAUCAUGGAACUCGCCCCAUCUUCACUGAACGCUUACUAAUAGCUAUUUGUAUACUGUAUACUUAUAUUUGUACAUAGACUAAUUUUUCCACUCUUGCGGCCCGUUAUUCUCUAAAUCUAAUAUAGUUUUUGUUAAGAUCGAUUGACAUCAAACGAGCCAAUGCUCAUUCUAUUCCCAUUCUAUUAAAUUAUUUCCGUGUAAACAGACUUACUUACCUAAAGCAUUCUGUCUGUGAGAAUUCUCGCUUGCUUGUUAAGGCUAUAGAGCCUUUCAUUUCUUAAAUGUUGAGAAAUUAGAUUUUGUUGCGUUUAAAUGUUAUCUGCGUUGAGUCAGAUGGAGGAAUAGCAUUCCGGUAUAAAUGUAUGUGCGUUACGAUUAUAAAUGAAGAAUCAGGACUCUGAGAAGUGAUGGUGUUUGCGCGCGUGAUUUUUAUUCCAAAGGUGAAUCAAUUAAACGAAUAUAUUUUUUGUAUUCAG